Alnus glutinosa is the source of this 1286-nucleotide messenger RNA. Its product is annotated as nodulin-26-like. Gene Ontology annotation, cellular component: membrane. The transcript has 5 exons. Gene Ontology annotation, biological process: transmembrane transport. NCBI's taxonomy places the organism in Eukaryota, Viridiplantae, Streptophyta, Magnoliopsida, Fagales, Betulaceae. Gene Ontology annotation, molecular function: channel activity. The record is from RefSeq and is a predicted model, not a curated record. The coding region runs from base 113 to 961 and encodes 282 amino acids.
UUUGUACCAAUAAAUUGGAGUUGUUCCCCCGUGUGUUCUUUGCCAAAGCCGAGCAAUCUCAUUUCUCUGUUUUUUCACCUCUGUUCAUUCCUCUCUCUUUGUGUCAAGAGCGAUGGCAGAUAAUUCAGGAAGUAGCGGAAACCAUGAUGUUGCUUUGUCUGUUAAAGAAUGCGAGGCCAGUCACAACCAUGCCUCCUCUGCCUCCAAAACCAACCAAGGAGGAGGCUUCUGUCUCUCUGUUCCUUUCAUGCAGAAGUUGGUGGCAGAGUUUUUGGGUACCUACUUCUUGAUCUUUGCCGGUUGUGGAUCGGCGGUGGUGAAUUUGGGCAAUGACAAGGUGGUGACUCUGCCGGGAAUUUCGAUAGUUUGGGGGCUGGCUGUGAUGGUUCUGGUUUACUCCGUUGGCCACAUCUCCGGCGCCCAUUUUAAUCCUGCAGUCACCAUUGCAUUUGCCACUUGCAGAAGAUUUCCAUGGCAGCAGGUGCCAGCUUAUGUAUCAGCUCAAGUCCUCGGGUCAAUACUGGCGAGUGGCACCCUUCGGUUGAUGUUCAGUGGGCACGAGAACAAGUUCGCCGGAACAAUUCCGGCAGGGUCUAAUAUGCAGUCUUUUGUGCUCGAGUUCAUAAUCACAUUCUACCUCAUGUUUGUCAUAUCCGGUGUUGUCACUGACAACAGAGCUAUCGGAGAGCUUGCUGGCCUUGCCAUUGGGUCUACAGUCCUACUUAACGUAAUGUUUACCGGGCCAAUUUCAGGAGCAUCGAUGAAUCCAGCAAGAACCUUGGGGCAGGCUAUUGUACAUUGCAAGUACGAAAGCAUAUGGGUGUACCUUUUGGCGACGACUCUUGGGGCUAUAUCCGGUGCAUGGGUCUACAAUAUAAUCAGGUUCACCGACAAGCCGUUACGCGAGAUCACCAAGAGUGGCUCUUUCCUGAAAGCAUCAAGAGGUAGCGGCUCUGGCUAACGGAGUAAUUAAUAGUUGGAAACACUUGUUUUUUUUUAUCUGAUUUAAUUCGGAUAAAAAUAGUUUUUCCAACUAUUUAUGAGAAAAGAGUUUCCUCUAUAUUUUGUUGUACUUGUUUGGUGAUUGCUGCGUUGGAUGUGGUACUUAUAAUUACUAUAUAUAUAUAUAUAUAUAGGCUUAAAAAGUGUAAGGAGGAACUCACAUAUAUGUAUGUUUUUUUUUUUUUUUUUUGAAAAACACAUGUAUGAUAUAUGUAUGUUAUGAUGAAAUGAAGUAAUCUCUGUAUCCAUACAAAUCUUAUAAAUGAAAGUUUGCUUCUUUGUUA